Plasmodium yoelii is the source of this 7326-nucleotide messenger RNA. Its product is annotated as conserved protein, unknown function. The record is from RefSeq and is a predicted model, not a curated record. The coding region runs from base 1 to 7326 and encodes 2441 amino acids. Lineage: Eukaryota; Apicomplexa; Aconoidasida; Haemosporida; Plasmodiidae. The transcript has a single exon. Gene Ontology annotation, biological process: actin cytoskeleton organization. Gene Ontology annotation, cellular component: cytoskeleton.
AUGCAAGAAAAAAAUGAUAAUGAAUCAGAAAGUAGUAAAAGCUCUGAAAGCUGUGAAAAUAGCAGCUAUGAAAUUAUAAACGAGGAAUUGCAAAAACCCAAAGUUAAGGAUGAUAAUAUUUUUAAUUUAGAAAAUAAAAAAAGUAAUAUUAAUUAUGAUAAUGAUUUAAAUAAUAGUGAAGAAAAAAUAGAAAAAAAUAUAACAUUGUCAGAUAGUUCUAUUGCAAGUUCUUCCAAAAGUUCCAUACCAGAAUCAGAGGAAAAUGAAUCAUUUUCAGUUUAUUCUCAGGAUUCGUCAAAUUCAAGUAAAGAAAAUAUGCCUAAUGAAAAUGAUAAAACAGAAUAUGAAUAUAUGAAGAAAAGUAUAAGUAAAGAAAGUUUCGAAUCGAAUGAAGACAAAUCUCAUGUUUCAAAAUUAAGUGUUGAAAAAUCAGAUUCUUCAAAUAUAAGUAAAAUUAAAUCAUCUUCCUCAAAAGUAAGUGAAUCGAACAAAUCUAUUGAAUCAAAAUGUGUGCCACCAUUUAGGUUAGAGGAUGUUAAAUCAAUGCAAUCUGAAUCAAGUAUAAAUGAAUCCAACAUAAGAAAUUCAAAUAUCACUGAAAUGUUAAAAGAUGAAGAAAAUUGGGUUAAAAAAGAAAAUUGUAUAAUGCAUGAAACAGAAGCAAUGGAUAAAAACAGUGAAUAUAAUUUAAGUGAUAGUUUUAAUGUCUCUUUUAAAAGUGAAAAUACAGAAAAAUUAUUCAAAUUGGUAAAUAAUUUAUACGAAAAUACUCAAAGUGAUAAUGGAUCAUCAUCAAAUUAUUCAAUAAAUUCUUCAAUGUCAAAUAUUUCUAAUAUUAAUAAAGAAGGAAGUUUAGUAAAUUUAUUUAUAGAAAAAAUAAAACUAAAUAAUACUUUAAAUAAUUUUAAUAAAUAUAAAAAUGCAUUUUGCGUAUCUUAUUUUGUAUAUGAAGAUCCUAUGGAAAUAUUCAGUUUAUAUCAGGGUAUCAAUUGGUUACCAGAAUUAAAAAACAGGUGCACUUCAUUAACCCAGAUAGAAUAUAUAUCAUCAAAAAAUAUUAAAAAAAAUCGCUCAUCUGCUUAUGCUAAUUUUUGUCAAUCUAUAAACUUAAUAAAUAGAAAAAAUGAAUAUUUAAAUAUGGAAGAUGAUAAUAUUUGUUAUGUCUUUAUUUCAUUAGUUGGGGCAAAUUUAGACAAUUUUCAAAAGUUACAUUAUAAUAAAAUGUCUACUAAAAAUAUUCCUUUAAAAGGAGAUAAACAAAAUAUUAUGAAAAAUGAAAAAAACAGUUAUAUUACUAAUAAAUUUGAUAAUUUUAAAAGGGGAACUAACUUAAUGAAAAAUAUUGAAUUUGAAAUAGAUAACAAUUCAAAUAAGCUAGAUGAAACAAAAGAAAACUGGGUUCAAAAUGAUAUUCCAGAAUUUAACUCAGAAAUCAUGAAUGAAUAUAAAAAGGAAAUUAGAAAAGUAGACUUAAUGGAAAAUGGCAAAAUAAUUAUAGAAAAAAAAUAUGAAGAUUAUCUACAAAUUUUAUGCUCUACUAUAAUUCCAAUAAACUUACUAGAUACAAAAUUUAUAAAUAAAAAAAAUAAAAUAUAUGAUAAUUAUAAUAUGUAUCCUCAUUAUGUUAUUAGAAUUAUAUUAAACAACUAUUUGGAUUCAUUUAAAAAAAAUGAAAAAGUAAAUUUGUUUCAUCUUAUCAAUAAAUAUAAAAAUGAGUUUACUCCAAUUGGUAGAAUUCAGCUCAUUGCUAAUAUUAGGAAUGAAUACUAUACACCUGAUAAUUGUGAUUUAUUUGAUGCAUCUAAUUUGAAUAACAUGAGAGAUAAAAAUGGGCAUAAAUUAAUAAAUAAAAUAUUGAAAUAUAUAAGAAUAUAUAAAAUAAAUGAAGAUAACCAAGAAAAUAAAAAUAACAUGUAUCAAAAUAUAAAUAAUCUUUAUUGUGCAGUAGAAGAAUAUAUAAAAAAAGAAAAACAAUUCUUUAAUCAACCUAUUUCAUACAUAAAAGAAAAUCUUAAUAAAUUUUACGAUGAUAAAAAAUACACAAUGAUGGAAAAAAAAAUGGUUCGAUGCAUAUUAUCAAUGUUAGAAGUGUCGGGGAAAAAAGGAAAGUAUAACAAAUAUAAUAAUCGCGACGGAAAAAAUCGCAAACAUUUUCGACCAAAUGAAAUAAUUUGUUCCCAUAUAAUAAUUUAUGUCCAUUCUUUGUCAAAUAUAACAAUAAAAUUGAGCACGUUGAAGGAUUUCAUUUCUGGGAACAAUUUUUACUUAUUAAUAUUUUGGAACGAAGAAAUAAUAGAAGAAAACAAUAUUGAUAAAUUAAAAUUUAGAAAUUCAAGAAUUUUAAAAUUAAAUUCUGAAGAUCAAAUUGGAGUGGAUUCAGUUUGUCUAGAUCAGGAAUACAAGGGUUUUGACAAACAGGCAACUCGAGAUUAUUCUAAUAUAUACAGAAAUAGUAACAUAGUAAAUAUAAAUUUGGCUUUUAAUGGUUAUAUAAUAUUGCCAUAUAAUCACAAUUUGAAAUAUCCUGAAAUAAAUAUUAUACUAUUUCACAAUGACAUACCUAUAUUAGAUUUACCCGAAAAUAUUAAACUUAAUAAUUUAUUUUUAAAUAAUGGGAAUCAGAUAAAUAGGUCUCUUAAAAUAUAUACACCUUAUAAUGAGCAGAAUAAAAAAUAUUUUGCUAUGGAUAAUUUUUGCCCACAAAUUAAAUUGUCUUUUUAUACCCAUCCAAAUAAUACCAAUUUAUGUAGUUCAUCGAAAUACAAAUCAUUAUAUAAAAAUACAAUGAAUUGUGACAUAAACGAUAACACAUAUGCUUCUUAUUCUGCUCCUAAAUUUAAUAAAAAUGGACAAAUUUAUAUAUUUUUUGAUGAUAUUAUUGAUAAUUAUGCCGCUAAUUAUAUUUUUAAAAAUGAUUCUAUAUUGAAAACUGGGAAAGAUAGUUUCUUUAUACCUAUUAUUCAUGAAACCAAAAAAGCAACCAUUUUGUGCCCCCCAAAUAAAAAUUCGAUAGAAAAAAAAAAACAGAUAGUUCAAUUUUCGAAACAAAAAACAAAAGAAUAUAGUAACAGAAUUAAUGAUAAAGAUUAUUUAAAUAUAGUAAAACGAAAUGACAUACAUAAUUUUUAUGAGCGUAAUGGAGACAUACAUAUGUAUGAUCAAGACAACUAUAACAAAUAUGUGCGUUCAAUAAAAAAUAAUAUUAUAGAUUUCGUAAUAGCAGAAGGAGAGGGGUUACAAGGUGGAGAAAUAAAUGAGUGGCUUUCAUUCUAUGUAUAUACAAAAAAUCAUAAAAAGAAUAAUGUUUAUAGUGGAGAAAAUCUUAAAAUCCGAUUACAAGUAGAACCUGUUGGACAUCUAAAAUCAGAAUACGAAAUAGAUAAAUAUAAAAAUAACGAAUUUGAUAAAUAUAUUGAUAAUCAAAAUAAUUCAGAGAACAUAAAUUGUUAUAAAUGCAAAAAUAAAUUAGCUGGAGUUGAUCAUUUUUGCUAUAAAUCAUUUAAUGAGAUAAACGAAACUAUUGAGUAUAAUGUUGAAGAUUUAAAAAAUGGUAUUUAUAAAAUUUUAUAUAAAAUAAGUAAAACUGGAACAAAGAAGUUACAUAUAUAUUGUGAUGGAAUAAAUAUUAUCGGAUCUCCUUUUGAUAUUAAAAUAUUUCAUUCAAAAUCUCAUUCGAAAUUUACUAAAAUAUUAGGAACAGGAGCUACACGAUGCUUAGCUACUCCAUUACUCGAUUUGGAAACACAUUUUGUGAAUAAUGAUAAUUUGGAAUAUAAUGAAUUAAAUGACCAUGAUCUUAAUUUAAGUCAUAAAAAGAAUGCAAAAGUUGACCAUAAUAUAUUGCAACUAAAAUUAUUUGAUCAAAAGAUAUCAGAAAUGGAAGCAAAAAAUUCAGAAUCUCCAAAAAAACGAUCAGUUUCCCCGAAUUUAAAAGAAACCAAUGUGAAUGACGAAAAAGAGAAACACAAAAAGACAAUCGUAAAUGAUGAAGAAAAUGAGGAAAAGAAAAAAGAAAAAGUUAAUGAGAAAACUGAACGAACUAAUGAUGAACAUAAUGAUGAAAAAUUUUACGAAAUUACUGUUAUUAAUAAAGAGGCAUUUCCAAACCCUGAUAUUAAUAAAAAAAAUGAAGAAAAGGAUGAAACCAAAUUGUCUUAUCUUUCUGAACAUGGUAAUAUGGUGAAAAAUAAUGAAAAUAUAAUGAUGAAUAAUAAUAUUAUAAAUAUAAAUACAGCAAAUAAAGAAAAAUAUAAAAAUUUGAUGAAAAAAAUGGAAAUUGUGAACUCUUUUACUAUAAUCUUAAGUGACAUCUAUGGACAAAGAAUACGAAUCGGUAACGAUAAUGUUAAAGUAGUUGGUAAAAAAGGGGCUCAUAUUAAAAAUGUUAUUGACAAUAAUGAUGGAAGUUAUAAAAUAGAAUAUGUAAGUUAUUUUAAGGGAGAAAAUGAAGAAACGUAUAUGAACACAAAUAGCAAUGUAAAAACAACUGAAGAUAUUAAUGGUAGUUCUUCAUUUGAAAAUAAAUAUCGAAAAAUACAAAAUAUAAACCCAGAAAAUGUUAUAGAAUUUUAUAAUGAAUAUUUAUUUCAAGAAAAAAAAUAUUAUGAUAAUAUCAUAAUAAAGGAGUUUGAAAAUCAGUUUAAUAAUAUCCCCAUAUAUUGUCAAAUACAUAUAUAUGUAAAUGAGGUAGAAAUAUUUGGUUCACCAAUUAAACCCAUAUUUAUGAACAUUCAUAAUAUAAUUCAGUUUUAUAAUUUAUAUGAUCAAUUUACUUACUCUGGUUUAUUACUCAAAAAUUUCGAAUAUUUAUUACGAACAAAUAAUUACAAAAAAUGCAUGAACAUGCUAUCUAAAUUUUAUGGAAACUUUUUGGAUGAAUACAAAUUGGGUUCAAACAAUAGAAAUUGCGAUGUGCACAUGAAUAAUUUUUUUCCUCUCAAACAUCAACAAAAUCAGAAUACAAUGUUUUCCUAUGAAAAUAUAGGAAAUGAAUCAUUCUUUUUUAAAAUACCAUUGAAUAUUUUAGAUUUUAAAAAGAAUGGAUUAAUAAAUGAUGGUUUAUUAACAGGAAAACCGAUCUGGAAUUUGGAGGCAAAUAAGUGUAAAGAGGAAUUAUGUGAAAAUAUAGAAAAAUUCAAAAAAGUAGACAAUGAUAUCUAUAAUAUGAAAAAUGGAAAAUUAUGGGGAGAUAAAUAUAAUGACAAUAUUAGCACAGAAACUGAGUCAUAUUUCAUAAAUGAGUGGCUAUAUAUGUAUUUGCAGAAAAUGGAAUUAGACAAAGUCGAUAAAAAACAAAGCUUUAGCCUGAACUUGGCAUAUUCAUUAAGCAAUAUCAUAUUGCAUCAUUUAGUUUAUAUGAAAAAAUAUAAAUAUUUUAUAAAUUGCAAGUUAUAUGAACAUGAUCUAAUCCAAAAUAAUAUAUUAGACCAAUUUAAAAAAUUACUAGAAGAAGAAUAUAAUAAAAUGUUUGCUUAUCAAACUAGUAAUAUUAUAAAUUAUUGCAAACAAAUAGGAAAUGUGAAAUUUAAAAGUCUUGAAGAAUUAAUAAAAGUAUAUAAAAAUAUAUCAUAUGAAUUAAAAAAAUUAAAUAAAACUGAUUUAGCAAAUGAUUUUGAUAAAUGUUGUGAGAAUAUGUGUGAAGAGUUGUAUUUAAAAAAUAUCGAAGCAAAUUUAAAAAGAAAAGAAAUAAUGUUAAAUAAAUAUGAAGAUAUAAUCAAUGAAAAAAUAGAAAAAAUAAAUAAAAUCAAAUCAGAGCUAGAGAAAUAUAAAGAAAUAAAUAAUAAUAGUACGAAUGUUGAAAAAGUAUUAAAUAUAUGCAAUGUAAAAGUUAAUAAAGCAAUUCAAACUUACGAUUAUUUGUCUUAUAAAAAUGGAUUUUUAAAUGGUCUAAUAAAAUCUAGAGAAGAAAAUGAAAAUAAUAAAAGUGACAAUGCUAAUUACAAACAGGGUUAUUCGAAAAGCUUGGAAAAAAAUAUUUCAACUAUGGUGAGAGAACAUUGGAAAAAUUCAUCCCCUUAUGACAAGUUCACUUCUAUUAAAAAUGUAUUAAAGAGCUGCCCAAGACUAAAAACAACUUUGGAAGAAACAUUUAACUAUUAUAGUUGUAGUAAUAAUAAAAAAAAUAAUAAAAUGAAAGAUUUUCAAAUUAAAAAAAUCCAAGAAAUAAAAAUUAUAGAAAAUUUAGACAAUUUAAAAAAAAUUGAAUUAAAUGAAGAUAAUGUACUUGUACAAAAUGAACUAUUAAAUACUUCAUAUUUAACAUAUAAUGCAUACAUAUUAUUAAUAGCUGAUCUUAAUUGUAGUAAAUAUUUUAUAAAAGACGUAGACAAUGUUUUAUGGUUAUUUGAAAAAUUUUCAGUACAACAUAAUAGUUAUAAAAAUUUAAAUAAUCCAUAUAAAUUAAUGCGAGUUAUCCCAAAGUAUUUAUUUAUUCCAUUAAUUAGAGAAUUGGCUUAUUUAAAUAUGUUAUAUAUUAUUUCUGAAUUUGUUAUAAUAAAUGAUGAAGAUCAAGAUAUAUAUUUAAAAAUUAACCACCCAUCUAGACUAUCAUCAUUUUAUCAUUUUAUUAAACAUUCAUUUAUCGAUUUUUAUGAAAACUUAAGUUCUCAACAAAAUUUCCAAAAUUUUAAAGAAGACCUUAUAGAACCAUAUGAUCAACAAGAUGUAAAAAAUCAAAAUGAAAAAAAUGAUACUGCACAAAUACAUAUAAAUCUUCACGAGUUUGAAACAUAUUUUAAUAAUGAAUUACCAUUAGUUGUUAAGCAUAAAAAUUUUGAAAAAACAUUCCCGUUACUUUUUGAAUAUUAUGCAAAAUUUUCGAUUUCUAGGGAUUCGAAAAAAGAACCUAAUUCUUCUCAAAAUGAUGUUCAUUCAUCGAAAAACACAUCUACUAACCAUAAUAAAAAUAAUAACGAUAAUAGUAUCAAUACCAAUGAUCAAAUCAACAUGCAAACAAAAGAUAAUUCAGAAAAUAAUAAUAAAUUUGUCUCAGUUGCUAUGUUUAUACGAUUUUUACGAGAAUUUGGUAUAAUUCCUCAUUUUUUUAGCAAUAAUGUUGCAAUAAAAAUUUUAAACUCUUUUAUGAAAGACAAAAAAAAAUUAGAUUAUAAUGAUUUUUCUCAUGCUAUUAUUUUAUCUAUUUGUGAAUGCGUUAAAAAAAAUAUCCUUGCUCAAUAUAAUAUGCUGAAAAUGAAUAAACAGCUUGACUCAAAAAUUGAGACUGAAAAAAUUUUUAAUCAAAAUUAUAUUUCCUAUGAAACAAAGGAGUUGGUUUAUCUUUUUGGAUUAUCCGAUCUUCGCAUUGUAAAAUCGAAGAUAAAUUCUUGA